This is a messenger RNA of Halichondria panicea, 3706 nucleotides long. Its product is annotated as solute carrier family 15 member 4-like. Gene Ontology annotation, biological process: transmembrane transport. Gene Ontology annotation, molecular function: transmembrane transporter activity. The record is from RefSeq and is a predicted model, not a curated record. Gene Ontology annotation, cellular component: membrane. The coding region runs from base 557 to 2416 and encodes 619 amino acids. The transcript has a single exon. NCBI's taxonomy places the organism in Eukaryota, Metazoa, Porifera, Demospongiae, Suberitida, Halichondriidae.
ACCAAACACCAAACAGGGGCUAAUAGCUAGUGGUUCGGUUCACCCUUAUCCUGUGUCAUGGGCUACCUUAAUAUUAGUAUUCAGUUGCUAUUUGGUAUGCUCCUUAUGCUCUGCAUUAAAUUUUAUAAAGGAGAAAAAGAAUAAUGUGAAAUAGUGUGAUAGCAAUGUUUAGUUACCACAAACAGAGUUUUAGGCUCAGGCAACUUGAAGGCUUAGAAAGAUUUCUUAGGGCAACAAAAGGAACCGUAUAACUGGAAAAUCAUUUGGUGAAUGAGCCAUUUGAACCGACUUGGCGGUUUUAGUUUGGCGUCUCAGGCGGGCUAAUACAGCAAUGACGUUGUGUCCACUGGGGGAAACUUUAAUUUGGCAAUCUUCGCCAAAAUUUCCAGUUAUACUUUAAGUUUCCUUGGAGUUGGAGUCAGUUGUCUAUGUUGCCUGACGCUUUUAUGGUGCGUGUGUGUGUUUGUGUGAUAGGUAAUCUGUUGGUGGUCACAGCCAUGUGACUACUGUAGUAGUUGACUGGCUUUAGAUUCUGCAGAGAGUACAUAAAGUAAGUAUGGCUUGUAGAGAAGAGCUAUCCAUACAACAACGUGAUAGUGCUCUUUCUGAAAGAAGUCAAAGUAACAGUGAUGCUGAUGAGACUACAAAAUUACUUGGGAACAAAUCUCCAUUGCAAAGGAAUGGUUUCCCACUGCUUCGAAGGUUUAAAGAAAGUGUUCUAAUAAAGUCUAAAGCUGUGAACACAAUUCUCUUUUGGAAUGCCUUAGCAUAUCUAUUGUACGGGUUUUUGUAUAAUCCAGAUACUAUUUUUAUUUUAGCAACCGCUCAAUCUCUUCCUCUUGGUGCACCUUUCAUUGCGUUAGGAUCUGGAGUUUAUGGGCUGAUCGCUGUUUGGUUGCUUUUCUAUCCCCUUGCUGGAUACUUGGCAGAUGUUCGCUAUGGGAGGUACAAGGUGGUCAGAUGUGGUCUGCUGACAAUGUGGCUGGCAUUGUUCACUUUCAUUGUAGUCGGACUGGCACUAUUUGCUGUAUGUUCGAUACCUCUCCCUUUUGUUGGCUCAGUUCCUUGGCCGCCAUUGGUUAACGGGGUUCUAGUUGUGUUAGGAGUAUCGGGUGGCUUAUUAGUCCUUCUUAUUUACAUAGCAUUGUCAGUUGGUUUUGCUGCAUUCUCAGCUAAUGUCAUUCAGUUUGGGAUUGAUCAGUUACGAGACAGUCCAACUAGAGAUAGCUUUCUUUUCAUACACUGGUUUGUACUAACAAUGUACAUAGGUUUAAGCGUUGGAAAGCUAAUGUGGGUUGUAUUUAGCGACAUUAUUUCAGUCGAAUCUUUUGGAAUAUUUGGUAUAGCAUUUUUUUUUUUCUUAAUCGCUGUUCCAGUUUCUCUCUGUUUUGCUAAACAAAGUUUGUUUAUUCACGAUACUGGCCUGGGAAACCCGUACAAAGAAGUAGCAAGAAUUGUCGGCUUUGCUAGGAAGCAUAGUAUUCCUAUUCAACGCAGUGCAUUUACAUUCUGGGAGGAUGACAUACCCACUGGACUGAAUCUAGGCAAGAACAAGUAUGGAGGACCGUUUACAACUGAGCAGGUGGAGAAUGUGAAAGCUUUCUUUGGAAUAUUGCUUGUUUUGAUAUCUUUGGGGCCUUUUUUCACAGCUGAUAUUGCUGGAUCAGCAAUUCUGCCGUUAGUCAGACUCCACUUUAGUGGUUAUUCAUCAUACAGUAUUGCUAAUGCUCUGUUUGCAAAUGGUGGAACGUGUUAUCCUUUGUUUAUUGUAUUGUUUAUACCUAUUUUCCUCAAGUUCCUUUAUCCGCUGUUCCAGAGAUACGCUACUAGUAUUCUAGGUAGAAUUGGAAUUGGUCUUUGUUUGACAACUGUGAGUCUGGUAUGCUCUCUCUCGAUGGAUAAGAUAGGCCAUGAUUUGCUUACUGCCAAUAUUACGUCAAGCUUGUUUGCCGCUGAAAAUUUUAAAGGUCUUUAUGCUAACCCCCUUAACCUCAACCCCUACAUUCUUACUCCCCAAAAUAUUCUCAUAGCCAUUUCCUACACUUUGAUUUAUGGUGGUGUGUUUGAAUUCAUCUGUGCUCAAAGCCCUCACUCCAUGAAAGGCUUUCUCAUUGGGAUAUUCUUUGCUGUGAAAGGACUAUUUCAGUUGAUUGGUGUUUUUGCGAUUCUUCUUCCAUUUAGUUUCUGGACUGAUUCGCCACAAGUUGGCCUCGCCUAUUUCCUAUUGAACAUUGUGAUCUCAAUUUCUGGUGUUGUGUUUUUCAUAUUAGCUGCAAGACGGUACCAGUAUCGUCAGCGUGAGGAGUUUUGUAAUGAACGGAAGUACAUUGAAGAAUUUUAUGAGAAAGACGUGAGACACAAUCAAGAUUUUGAAGAUCUUCAUUUCGAGUUUGAUUCUAAAGUGGACUCUGACUAAAAAACAUUUUAAAGUUUGUAGCAUAGAUUGUCUGGUAUUCUCUUGUAUUAACUUUGAUGGUGAUAUCACGUGUAAUUGGUGUGUCCACAGAAUGAAGCGGUGGUUAUGGCACUGGGGGUGGGUUUACCAUUACUAAAGCGGGGACUCUCUCUCUAUGGUGUCAUUAUGCGGUCAUUUCCCAUUUCCUUGUAAAAUGUAUUGGGCCUUAAAUUUAUAGAACUAAAUAUUCAGUCAGAGGACUGAAUAUUUCACGAUACUACGUCCAUGUAACUGAAGUUGUCCAGGGGGGACCAAACCUUUGGUCCUCCUGAACAAAAUCAAAUUGUAGAAAAAAUAUUUUGUGGCAGGGUGUUUAUGGCUAAUCACGUUAUGUUCACUUAAGCUCUCUCUGUGGGGUCAUUAUGUCGUUGUGCAUGGGCAACGAGGUGUGUGUGCGUGUGUGUAGGCUGCUACAGCUGCUUAAUGAUAAAUGUAAGAGCCUCUAUAAAUAGUAAUUUUUUUAGUCAUGUUUUCUUGGAAAUCAGUGGAUUUAAAAAAUAAAUGCUUCGUUCCUCGAGUUAUGGUUAUGGCUAGGUUUGCUUACUUUGGAGGCCAUUGAAGACUCUUUAGACUCGUGUGCAGCAAAAUCUGUUGGCUAUUUUACUUAGUAGUUAGCUCUGCACUAGAACGCUAGCUAUUGGUAGCAAGAGUCAGAAAAGAGCUGCAAAAGUUGCACUGUUUUCUUAGCUUGCAGCCAUACACUGUAUUUACUUGAUUAAACGCCCGGGCGUUUAUUUCAUAUCGAAGUCUGGAAAGGGGGCGUUUAAACGAGAUGGGCGCUUAUUCGAAAUGGGCGUUUAUUGGCCAUGUCUACUCCAAACUCUUGCACAAUAGCAGUUAUUAUGCUCUUUUUGGCUGCUGCCACAGCUCUCAGCUUAAAUCUUAAGUCAUAGGAGUGGUGUUUCUCCCUCUGUGUUGGUAUCUCUCUCUGCCAUCAUAAAAAGUAUCUAUAUUCUAUGCUGCCAUGGUUCCACGUGCUAGUUUAGCUCCGCCCACAGUGCCACGCCCAUACAUGCAUGGUCGAUUAUUAAGAUGGGAGUUUAUUGACAAAGACAGAGCUUUUACCAUGGGCAUUUAAACAAGAUGGGCGUUUAAUACGAUAAUUAUGGACUUUUAAAGAUUAAGUGGGUGAUUGCUUUACCUAACUAGUUGUUAACUUUGUUUUUGUUUUAUGUCUCCCUACAGCUCUCUCGUUCUACUGAUGGAUUCACCGUGGUGGCAGACUACUUUGGCAGGGGAGUGUUCAACAAG